Rotaria sp. Silwood2 is the source of this 597-nucleotide messenger RNA. The record is from the annotation of a GenBank genome assembly. Lineage: Eukaryota; Metazoa; Rotifera; Eurotatoria; Philodinida; Philodinidae.
AUGUUGAAUCGAUUUAUGGAUAAUAAUUUUAUUAGAAAACUUAUACAAUAUAUAGUUAUUGAAGAUGAAAAAAAUGAAACGAAUUUUAAUAUACAUCGAUUUCGAAUGUUUAAUGAUCUUUUUCGAAAUUUUGAUUUAGAUUUAAUUGAUCAUUUUAUAGAACACUUAAAUAUUUUAAUUGAUGAAAAAACUAAAGAAAAAUACAAAGGUUAUUACCGCGAAGAUUUAGAUCCUCGUCGAAUGUAUUGUCUUAUUGAAUUUAUUCGUACAUUAAUAAAUAAUAAAACAACAGGUAAUACAUUUCUUGAAACAUCACGUUGGUUUUUAGUUUUAAAACGAACUAUUUUUGAAUGGCGUAUACCAACUCUAUGGUGUGCUAUUAAUGAAUAUGUCAAAGAAAUGCUUGACCAUCCAUAUAAAGCUGUUCGAGAAUAUAUUGCUAAUUUGCAUUGUGUUUUAUCAGUAUCACUUAGUUUCGACAUUAAACUGCCCAAUGGCCAAUCAACACAUCAUCCCGAUGCAAAUCGUUUUAUUGAUACUAUUCAUGAACGAUUACAUCAAGCGAUAGAAAUUUACGAAAGAAAGCCAUUAGGUUAA